Molecule: messenger RNA, 1541 nt
Organism: Haliaeetus leucocephalus (bald eagle)
Lineage: Eukaryota; Metazoa; Chordata; Aves; Accipitriformes; Accipitridae
Gene: ARL9
Product: ADP-ribosylation factor-like 9
Exons: 13
Molecular function (GO): GTP binding; GTPase activity
Source: RefSeq, a predicted model, not a curated record
UGCGGGGGGAAGAGGGCAGCAGCUGUGGGGAAGGCCUGCCUUCCUCUAACAAACAGCAAAAAGCCACCUGUGAAACGGGUAGAGGACACGGCAAGCAGAUACUGGUGCUGGGCCUGGAUGGGGCUGGGAAGACCAGCAUUCUCCGCUCCCUGGCAACUAACCACGUCAAGCGCAGCGUGGCUCCCACCGAGGGCUUCAACGCCAUCUGCAUCAACACCGAAGAGUCCCAGAUGGAGUUCCUGGAGAUCGGGGGCAAUGAAUCUCUGCGUUCAUACUGGAAGAUGUACUUGCCCAAAGUGCUGUUGCUGAUCUAUGUUGUGGACUCAGCCGAUCAUGCCCGACUGCCUGUGGCAAAACAGCUGCUUCAUCAACUGAUCCAGAACAACUCCACUCUGCCGGUGGUGGUUCUGGCCAACAAGCAGGACCUCGAAGGUGCAUAUUGCAUCACCGAUAUCCACGAUGCUCUGGCACUGUCUGAUAUUGGGGACGAGAGGAAGCUGUUCUUGAUUGGUACCCACGUGGCCGAGGAUGGCUCCGAGAUCUCCUCCAGCAUGAAGGAUGCCAAGGAGCUGAUAGCACAGCUGGUUUUGGAAACCCAUGCCCGCCGGGCCGAGCGGCGCCAGCCCGUUGCGGGGCCGUUGCCGCUCAUGAGGGCACGUGGCUCCCCGAAAUGGCGCCCGCAAGUCAGCAGCGGCCGCCGGUGCUCGUCCCAGGCGGCGGUGGAGGAUGCUGUUUCUCAUUCCUUGCCUGCCUGCUCACGCGACAGGCUCGUGUGGGGAAACCAAGAGACAAUCUGGACCCUCUCAUGGCGUGCUGUGACAGCUCAACCAUCCCCAAGAACAGUGGCACUGGCCAAGCCCAGGCAAGGUUUUGGCAAGAACCAGUGCAGGUCAGUGAUAAAUGGUCGUCCCCCGCUAGUGGAUUUUGGCUUCCCUUCUGAUUGGCUGCUGAAGUUGUCUGAACCGAAAAAAUACCAGGCUGCUUAUCUGCAGCAAAGACCUCGCCAGUCCCCUGAGUGGCCCGUAUCGCCAGCUGCACUGAGCUAUAAGGCCUCCCCACGGAUCCUGGAGCUUGCCUGACCAAAGGCGCUGCACCCAGAGUUCCUGCUGGCCAGAGAGGUGCCAACAAAGGUUACAAAUGCUGCGGCCGUGGCCAGAGCAUCCUCGUGGUUACAGUGUCUCGCAGAGCCCCGGGUCAGGAAGGUGACCUGCUGCUAUGAGUGCAGCUUUCCUGAAUCUGUCAUUCGUCCGGUUUCCAAGUUGGCUCAGGAGGCAAUUGCGAGCCCUCGGACCCUGGAGCUGGCUAGAGCAAAAAGAUUGCAUCCUGACUAUGUGCCCCUGUGAGAUGCUGAGUGGCCAGUGACGAAGGCUGCAAAGCGCACGGUGACCACGCCAAGGCUUGUGGAACUGGCCCAGCCCUGCAGAAGGCCUCCUAUGGUCUCAGCUCAAUUCAACCCAGACACGUUCACAGUGAAGGAGACUGCUAAGAAGGCAACUUGUUCUGCUCGGAUCAAAGAACUGGCUCGUCCGAUUAAGCGCUGA